Salarias fasciatus (jewelled blenny) is the source of this 1309-nucleotide messenger RNA. It is a transcript of the gene c12h9orf78, whose product is annotated as chromosome 12 C9orf78 homolog. The transcript has 9 exons. The record is from RefSeq and is a predicted model, not a curated record. Gene Ontology annotation, cellular component: spliceosomal complex. Lineage: Eukaryota; Metazoa; Chordata; Actinopteri; Blenniiformes; Blenniidae. Gene Ontology annotation, biological process: mRNA splicing, via spliceosome. The coding region runs from base 85 to 963 and encodes 292 amino acids.
CCGAGUCCGACAUCCGGGUGUCUGCUAGCAGCCAGCGCUAAUCCACCAAAAAAGCUCCCAAAUUAUAAUAAACAGAGGAUAAAAAUGCCGUGUGGCAAAAACUUCAGGAGAAGAAGGAACUCAUCGGAUGAGGAGGAGGAGGACGAAACCACUAAAGAAGUGAGAUCAAAGGUGGAGGAAGUAAAAGAGCUUCAGAGUCUGCGAAGAAGACAAAACGGAGUCAGUGUCACUGCCUUGCUGGUUGGAGAGAAGCUGCCACCAGAAGCAGAAAUCGAUAAUGACCCUUUCAAACUGAAGACCGGAGGAAUUGUUGACAUGAAGAACGUGAAAGACAGAAACAGAGACAUGACAGAGGAUGAGACGGACCUCAACCUGGGCACAUCCUUCUCAGCUGAGACCAACAGAAGAGACGAAGACGCAGACAUGAUGAAAUACAUUGAGACAGAGUUGAAGAAGAAGAAAGGCUUGGUGGAGGCAGAGGAACAGAAAGUGAAGGUGAAGAAUGCCGAGGACCACCUGUACGAGCUGCCAGAAAACAUUCGGGUCAACUCUGCAAAGAAGACAGAGGAGAUGUUAUCGAAUCAGAUGCUGAGCGGGAUCCCUGAAGUUGAUCUUGGUAUUGAUGCAAAGAUCAAGAACAUCAUCCAGACAGAGGAGGCUAAGGCCAAACUCAUAGCCGAACAGCGGAACAAGAAGAAAGACCAGGGCACGUCGUUCGUACCCACCAACAUCGCCGUAAACUACGUCCAACACAACCGCUUUUAUCACGAGGACUCGAACGCACCGCAGAGGCACCACCGACACAGAGAAGAGCCCAAAGCCAGGCCGCUGCGCGUGGGGGACACGGAGAAACCGGGACCGGAGGCUCCGUCCCCACCCAACUACCGCAAGCGUCCCAACAACGAGAAGGCCACAGACGACUAUCACUAUGAGAAGUUCAAGAAGAUGAAUCGGAGAUACUGAGGAACGGGAUGGUUCUCUUGUCUUUUUGAAUUAGUGCAUUUCGUAAACUUUUUUUUUUUUAGAUUUCACCGUUACCGUCAUGUCUGUGCUGUUUUCAAUAAACGGCUUUUAUUGGUUAGUCUCAAACAUAAUGUUGUGAUUAUUGUUUAUAGCUCCUAUUGUUCAACUUUAUGCAGCUUAAUUGUAUUGGAAUGAUUUUUUUUCCAUUUCACAAAAAUGCAGAGAGAUGUCGAAAUAAGAAAUAAUCCACUUCUACAUUCUCAAGUUUGUGUAAAAGUUUCAACUUCAAACUCGUUUUAUGUUGCGUUGCUCUCAUAAAAACUUUUGAUUAAAAACAUAAAACCAC